Messenger RNA from Lactuca virosa, 1053 nucleotides. Lineage: Eukaryota; Viridiplantae; Streptophyta; Magnoliopsida; Asterales; Asteraceae. The record is from the annotation of a GenBank genome assembly.
AUGUUGGAUAUACUUAUUCAACCUAUCAAGAAAAGAUUUGUACAUGUGAAAAGAGACACCCCCUUACUCGCCUGCUCGCUGCUUUCAGACUUUCAGUUGUCUGAAGAAAUGGCUGAAGUUGCUAAGGCAGGACAAUUGGUUCCUGAAUCUGUAUUGAAGAAGCAGAAGAGAAAUGAGGAAUGGGCUGUGGCUAAAAACCAAGAAGCUGAAGCUUUGAAGAAGAAGAAUGCUGCAAACAGGAAGUUGAUAUUCAACAGGGCCAAGAAAUACAGUGAGGAGUAUGAAGCUCAGCAAAAGGAAUUGAUUCAGCUGAAACGUGAGGCACGUUUGAAGGGUGGAUUUUAUGUGAAUCCUGAAGCCAAAAUGCUGUUCAUCAUUAGGAUUCGUGGUAUCAAUGCCAUGGACCCGAAAUCCAAGAAGAUUUUGCAGCUCUUGCGUUUGAGACAGAUAUUCAAUGGUGUGUUCUUGAAAGUCAACAAGGCAACACUGAAUAUGCUACACAGGGUGGAACCAUAUGUUACAUACGGAUACCCGAAUUUGAAGAGUGUGAAGGAGUUGAUAUACAAGAGAGGCUAUGGGAAGCUAAACAAGCAGAGGAUUCCAUUGACAGAUAACUCCAUUGUGGAACAGGGUCUUGGGAAACAUGGGUUUAUUUGUGUUGAGGAUUUGAUUCAUGAGAUUCUUACUGCUGGGCCCCACUUUAAGGAAGCCAACAACUUUUUAUGGCCAUUUAAGUUGAAGGCUCCAUUGGGAGGGAUGAAGAAGAAGAGGAAUCAUUAUGUUGAAGGAGGUGAUGCUGGUAAUCGUGAAGAUUUCAUUAACGAGCUCAUCAGGCGUAUGAAUUAGAAAAAAAAAACCAGAUUUUGGAAUUUUCCAAAUAGUUUGUGUACUUGGUAUUUUUCUUGAUUAUUGAGAGUUAAGAAGACACUUUUUUGAACAAAAAUGGAUGUAACUUUGUUGAGAAGAUUUUGGAUUUUGUCAUCAAUUAUUUGCUAUAUUGUUAGGCAUGAUCUUGUUUUGGUGUUGUGACUAUAACUUGGUGAUGUUAAUUCU